AUGCACAGUCACAUUAUUUGUGAACUUCAACUAAAACUUCUAGAGAUAUUAUGCAGAAGAUUUUUGAAGAAUAUUUCGCAGAAGAUCAUUUUUGCAAAAUUUUGCGCGUGUCAAUGCCGGAAAUUUCUUUCGAAACAAACUUUGUGGUCGCAGCAAAAAGAAGUGUGUGCUAGCUUUCUAGCUUGUUCUUCGCGUAUCAGCAUUCUUUUCGUGGUGUUGACACACCGGAGCAACAUCUUAUCAAAUCCUGUAAUAAUCGCAAUAAUCGAAGACGGCCUUCCCGACCCUGCGCCUGGCCGAGCGCACAACACACAGCAACCGGGUCGGGAUCUCACGAAGCAGUACACUCCGGAUGCGACCCUGGAGUAA
Amoebophrya sp. A120 is the source of this 369-nucleotide messenger RNA. The record is from the annotation of a GenBank genome assembly. Lineage: Eukaryota; Dinophyceae; Syndiniales; Amoebophryaceae.